This is a messenger RNA of Solea senegalensis (Senegalese sole), 5394 nucleotides long. RefSeq names its product nuclear receptor subfamily 1, group H, member 3 (gene nr1h3). The transcript is spliced from 10 exons. Gene Ontology annotation, molecular function: zinc ion binding; nuclear receptor activity; RNA polymerase II cis-regulatory region sequence-specific DNA binding. Bases 1679 to 3073 code for a protein of 464 amino acids. NCBI's taxonomy places the organism in Eukaryota, Metazoa, Chordata, Actinopteri, Pleuronectiformes, Soleidae. Gene Ontology annotation, biological process: negative regulation of transcription by RNA polymerase II; cell differentiation; lipid metabolic process. The record is from RefSeq and is a predicted model, not a curated record.
GAUUCAUUUUAGCUAAAUGGAGCUUUAAAUCACAAUGUGAUCCUUGUAGUUUUAUUUAAGGAUUCACUGAUGUUAUUAGAGAAAUACUGUUUUUGAAUUUGUUUUAUUUGCAAGAUAUAGGCUUUUAUAGAAAAUCCUUUUUGAAUUUGAACUCUUUUACAGUUUAAAGCUGACAUAGAUAUUUUAAAGACACAAACAUUAUAAGUCAUAGGCAUGCUUUGCUAUGCGGCUAAAUACAGCACAUAGCCAUGCAAGUGAACAUGGUCUUAACUAUUAUUAUUAUUGUUAUUAUUAUUGUUACUGUUGAUUUCUUUUUAAACACUGAUUAAAGUAAUCUAUGUAUCUCAUUUAAAACAGGCAUAUGUUGAGUCUUUAACUGUCUUUGUUGCUUAUAAAAAACAAAAGAAAUAGAUCACCGUAUUAUAGUGUUAGCUGAAUUAUGACCUGUAUUUUUGUACUUAAAAAGUACAAUAUUAGUCAUAGGGGACAAAUAAUUAGAACAAAUUCACGUUAAAGAAGUGGAAAUCAGGGAACCACUCACACAGAUCAAUUAUCAAAAUUAUUAACAAUUAAUUCAGUAAAUGAUUAUUAACAUUUUCAUGUUAUGAAUUAACAGAUUCAUAAUCUUUCCAGCCCUCUUUUUGGCUUUCAAAAACAAACAUACAUUAGUGAAAGCACUCAGAACACAAACCUCUGCCUAGACUGGUCAGUUUCAAGACACUCCUCUACCUUGCAAGAUAAACAAGGUAUUCAAUUUGAAAAUUGAAUUGUAUUUCUAUUGCAUAGCUGUGGAUCAUUGUUCACAUUACAGCUAUUCAGAUAAAACUAUUUUAAAGCUCAUUUAUUCUUUUUAAAUGCUGAUGAUAUUCACGGCGUGCUUUCCUGUUUUGUGUUACCAAUUAACAACAAAUUAAUAGAAAGUAUGCUUUGUUCAGGUUUGGAGGUGCAAUAAAAUUAGAUGUCACAAAUAAAACCUUUCUCUGGGUUCUGUGACAACAAAAUAAUUUUGGACAAUAUGAUGUGAGAUGACAGAAGGGUUUUAGUUAUUCUUUACUAUAUGACCUUAUUUCUGCAACAGAUGUAUUCCUUUGAAAGGUUUUUGUUCAUUGUACUUACAGUCUUUGUAAUAUUUUAAAAACUUUGCUUUACUGUGUAAAUUAAAUAUCACGUCGUUGAUCCUUUAAAUAUCUGGUUGCAUUAGACCACUUAAAAGUCAGCGAGAAAGACAUUCAGACAAAUGGUAUUGAGCUGAUUUUAAAGAAGAUGCACACUUGAUAGUCAGAAUAUGUAUCAGUCCCACAAUAGUACAUAUUAAAUAUAGAGAAACUAACCCCACAAUACAGACUUUACAUUUAAUAAAAGAUCACAUGAGUACAAUUGUAGUUUAAAUCACUAGAGGCUAAUUUGCUCAAGACAUUACACAAAUGUCUACACUACAUAAACAGAUUCCCUGUCUUUUAGGAAUGCCAAGAAUAGCCAAUAUUCGUGUAUUGGGUGUCUGCUGAAUCAUUUCCCUGAAAUGCACAUGACAAUCUUUCAGUUCUGCUUUUAUGGUCGGUUGGUUUUUCUGCACCCACAGAAGGCAAGUUCUGUGGUAAUUCCUCGACUUUAAGUUAAAAAAGAACUGCAAUCUGCCGUGUACAGGUUGAUUUCGUAAUGACAAGCUGCUGUGCAGAAGAUGUCCACGCUGUCUGUGACUGAUAUCCCAGAUGUUGGUCAUGAUGAGACUAAGGUGUUUGAAGGGACCUCUGAGCUGCAGCUGGACUGCAUGGUUGAGGAGAGCAGUGGGAGCUCCACAGUGAAGCCUGAUGGUGUGCUGUCGCUGGCUGACCUCCCCCACCCCAAUGACUUCCACGUCCCUCCUCACAACGGGCCUCCACUGACUGAAAUGAGCAGCCCUCUGCCGGUAGAGCCGAGUGACAUCAAGCUGGAUCCUGCUGCAGGUGACACAUCCGCCAGCAUAGAUGGACAGCCAGUAAAGCGAAAGAAGGGUCCUGCACCCAAGAUGCUGGGCAAUGAGGUGUGCAGUGUAUGUGGUGACAAGGCCUCUGGUUUUCAUUACAACGUGUUGAGCUGUGAAGGCUGCAAGGGCUUCUUUCGACGCAGCGUCAUCAAAAGUGCUCAGUACUCCUGCAAGAACAAUGGGCGCUGUGAAAUGGACAUGUAUAUGCGUCGCAAGUGCCAGCAGUGCCGCCUACGCAAGUGUCGCGAGGCCGGCAUGUUGGAGCAGUGUGUCCUCUCUGAGGAACAAAUCAGAGUAAAGAAGAUGAAGAAGCAGCAUGAGGAGGAGACAGCCCGCACGUCCACAGUCGUCACCCCCACACCUCCACAGAAUAUGGCCUCACUCGAUCCUCAGCAACAGGAGAUGAUAGAGAAGCUUGUGGCCAUGCAGAAGCAAUGCAACAAGAGGUCUUUCCUUGACCGACCAAAAGUUACUCCUUGGCCACAAAGUCAGGACUUGCAGAACCGAGAAGUGCGUCAACAGCGAUUCGCUCACUUCACUGAGUUAGCAAUCAUGUCAGUCCAGGAGAUUGUGGAUUUUGCUAAGCAGCUUCCCGGUUUCCUGGAGCUCACAAGGGAGGAUCAGAUUGCUCUACUCAAGACGUCGACUAUUGAGAUCAUGCUGCUUGAGACAUCUCGGCGGUACAACCCUGCGAUUGAUAGCAUUACAUUCCUGAAGGAUUUCAGCUACAAUAAGGAGGAUUUUGCCAAAGCAGGGCUUCAGUUUGAGUUCAUUAACCCCAUCUUUGAGUUUUCAAAAGGAAUGAAUGACCUACAGUUGGACGAGGCCGAAUAUGCUCUGCUUAUUGCUAUCAACAUCUUCUCUGCAGAUCGGCCAAAUGUGCAGGAUCAUGAUCUGGUGGAGAGGCUGCAGCAACCAUAUGUGGACGCACUGCGCUCUUACAUCAUGAUAAAGAGACCGCAUGAUCAUUUGAUGUUCCCACGUAUGCUGAUGAAACUAGUGAGUCUCCGUACACUAAGUAGCGUCCACUCGGAGCAGGUUUUUGCCCUUCGCCUCCAGGACAAGAAGCUUCCCCCACUGCUCUCUGAAAUCUGGGACGUCAAUGAGUGACUGCAAACCUGAUGUCGCACUCCUUGUUGUUGUUUUUCCCCCAUUUCUUCUUUUUUUAAUCUGACACAGACAUGGUAUCCAAGGGGCAGACUUCUGCCCAUCUGGUCAAACAGAGACUGGUUUAAGCCUUGAGAUUCUAUUUUCUUGUGGGAGGAGAGCAUCAUUGCCCUUUGCUGUCAGACAGACUGCUAACUUAAGACUUCAUCAGAAAAAACGUGAACACUGAGAAGGGACUUUGGUUAUUCUUCCUUUGGAGUAGAUGCUGAUAUGAUUGUGGCAAUAUUAAAUACCAGCAUCAGGCUCUUGAAGUUGUUUAUCUCUGAUUUUAAUAUUUGUUGAAAGUAAUGUCAUUCUGUAGUGCAGUUCUGUACUUAUCCUAUAAAAAUGAUGAGAACGUUGAGAAGAUGUUUGCAGCUCUGGCUGUGUCACAGCUGUACAUUUAGUUAAAAUGGGGAUUUGCAGUUGUGCAAUUGGUGGAAAUGAAACCAGAGUUGGGCAUGAGCAGAGUCAUAUCUGCUAGUCACUUUAUUAAUGUUUGUGUGAAAUGGUAGGUCAUCUGGAUUGUAUUGUGCUUUGUGAUACGGCAACAAAUAGCUAUUUUUUAAGAAUGUUCCGAAAUCAAACCAUUUGUGUAGUUGCUCAGGAAAAGUAAUGUGAAGUAGACCUCUGAAUAAGGGGGUUAUUUAAUUAAGACAACUUAAGUUUUCUUCCACAUGCAUAAGGGACCCUUUUGGUAAUUUAUAGAUGUCCAUAAACUUUCAUGUAAAAUUGUAUAUUUAUUUUCACAAGAAAGAAAUGAGUAGAUUGCACAAUCACAUACAUGAUGCACAAGAGAAAGUAAAAUUGCAGGUGAUUGGCAGAGUGUGCCCUCAUUUACAAGAAAUGUUGUGACAUUUUUUAUCACAAAGCACUGGUACCUUGAAAUAAUUGGUCCCAAGUGUCUUCAAAUUUUAUGUAAGGAUGAACUGCUGUUUAUAAAAGGUAAAGUCAGUCAACCAUCUCUGUGACCCCUCGUUUUCCUGAUGAAUAAAAAUCCAUACUCACAAAGUUCUUCAUGAAUCAAACCAGUGAGAUGCAAUUUUAUUCAUUUCAUGACGGUAUAGUAGUUUAAAGGUGAUCACAAGAAACUGUUCCAACAGGAUACAGAGAAUUUCAGUCUUAUUUUUGAUCAUUCCUUAGUGAUACAAAAAAAUUUAUGAGUGAAAAUACAUUAGAGAAGUAACUACUAUUGUCUGAGUACUUUCUACAAUCCGCUUUAAUUGUUUUGAUUUCGGAAUACUUGCUAAAGUCAAACUUAAAAUCUCCAGUACGGAGCACAACAAUUUUAAUUAAUAAUAACAUUAACAAACGUAACAACCGAGAUCUAGAUGUUCAUAUUCAUUCUGCCAUUCUCAUACAUUUCCCUUGCAGUGUGUAAACUUACUGCAUAAUGCUAAAUUUAGUCUCGAUUCAUACUCCUGUGUCAGGAACGCUGACAAGUGGACACUAAUGCUAUUGCAGCCUGUUUUUGAAACAACAUCAAGGAAACGUACAGCAAUUUUAUUAUUUAAUCUUGUCCAAAAGAACUUGGUGAUUCAACGGUCAAAUCACGUUUUUCCAUGUUUUUGAAACCCAGUCUUAACAGAUCAAGGGAAUGCUACAGGACUUACUAACACAACUCUAAUAAUGGUAGAGGUUAGCUCUACAGCCAUAAUUGAUUUUCAUGUUUCCUUUGAUAUAGUGAAAUAAUGGCAAGUUAACCAGUUGACCUUGCCAGCUUGGGGAUCACUUGCAGACUGACACUUUUAAUACAAUAAAAUUCUAUAGGAAGACUUAAUGAAUAUAAAUGCUUGUACUUACAGUCGUCCAACUCGAGAGAUUUUCUCCCUUUUCCCCAACUGGUGCUUUUAAAGACGAGACAAAAUGCUGCAGUUUCAUUUCCAUCUGUUGCACAGCCAAUUGAAAAGAAGCUUCAAGUAAAUGAAUUAGACACUUGAACAGAAAUUAUUAAUUUCAUGACACUGAAAUCGGCUUCAAACAUACAAGUGAUUUGUAUGAUAGAUUUCAUGCAACAUGAAUGUUCUUGUGCUGCAUGUUGAUCAAAAAAAGCAGAAAUGUUAGUGGUUGGCUCUUAAAUCUUUGUUUCUUGGUAAUGCUGUAGGUAUCAGUUCAUUGUAUACUGUAUAUACUGACAUCUGAUCUCUUAAUUACUAUCCUCAAAAGGGUGACACUGUAAAAAAUACUGAUGAUAUAGAAAUACAAACCUAUUUUAAUACAUGUAAUUCCUGAAGACUUUCUGUUUUGUAUGCUCAGUAUAAAUUAAAGCAAUGCUGUAGUGCUAA